GCAAUAUUAAUAUAGUUCAAUAUAAUGUUCAGUUACUUAUAAAGUUUUGAAUUGAUUGGUUCAAAAAAAAAAAAUUAAAAAUGGGUGUACCAAAAAUUGCAUUAUGCUGUUUAGUAAUUUUAACUGUUGUUUCCUUAAUCCACUGUGCCAACUUAAAAACCAACACAAUAAACCAAGGUGGGGUGGACAAAAGCACAGCUCAAUUAAUCGAAUCCCUAAGGCACCAAAUAUCAACAAAAGAAGAAGAACUUCAAAAAGCUGAGAAAGUCAACAAAAAUUUCGAGAGAAUGAUACAACUGGUCAACAUCCUAGGACAGGUGGAUUCUUUUUUGACUGACAGAACCAAAAACAUGAUAAAAAAAUUGGCAGUACUGGCUGAAGACAAAACCGCCAACAUAGAAGAUUAACAUGACUUAGUUUUGUAGAAAAAUAAAUUGUUUAGAAACGCAA
Molecule: messenger RNA, 450 nt
Organism: Brassicogethes aeneus
Lineage: Eukaryota; Metazoa; Arthropoda; Insecta; Coleoptera; Nitidulidae
Source: the annotation of a GenBank genome assembly